Molecule: messenger RNA, 2247 nt
Organism: Malaclemys terrapin pileata
Lineage: Eukaryota; Metazoa; Chordata; Testudines; Emydidae
Product: RNA-binding protein 4B-like
Exons: 3
Coding region: 82-582 (166 amino acids)
Biological process (GO): mRNA splicing, via spliceosome
Cellular component (GO): cytosol; nuclear speck
Molecular function (GO): zinc ion binding; mRNA binding
Source: RefSeq, a predicted model, not a curated record
CUGGGCCUCGCGCUGCUGUAGCCGACAUUUUGUGUGGUUCGCGGGGAGAGGAGGCGCGGUCGCUGGCGAGGCUCUGCCAAGAUGGUGAAACUCUUCAUUGGGAAUCUGCCCCGGGAGGCAACGGAGCAAGAGAUCCGAUCGCUCUUUGAGCAGUACGGGAAGGUGCUGGAAUGUGACAUCAUCAAAAACUAUGGCUUUGUGCACAUCGAAGACAAGACAGCGGCCGAAGAUGCCAUCCGUAACCUGCAUCACCACAAGCUGCAUGGUGUCUGCAUCAACGUGGAAGCCAGCAAGAACAAGAGCAAGGCCUCCACCAAGCUGCAUGUGGGCAACAUCAGCACCACCUGCACUAACCUGGAGCUGCGAGCCAAGUUUGAAGAGUAUGGCCCGGUAAUCGAGUGCGACAUAGUGAAGGACUAUGCCUUUGUGCACAUGGAGCGGGCUGAGGAUGCGGUGGAGGCCAUCAGGGGCCUAGACAACACAGAGUUCCAAGCUUCAAGUGCAGAAGCUCCUUCAGUGUCACCUGGUUGGAGGGACCUUCUCACCUCUGCUUUUGUACAUUGCAAAGCACAAGAAUGGUGAUCAAUAAAUAGCUUUAAUACACUGAAAGUAGCAAGUAACUCAGUAAUUCAAACAAUUAAAUAUUUUUCAGAUUAGCUGGCAAAAGUGCUAUACUUAAAUCUGACCUUAAUACCAAAACCACAAGGAUCCCUACAUUAUGCUCCUUGAAGUAUUGGCUGUUUCACACCAAGAACUCCUUUGUAGUGUCUAUAUUCAGUCUCUUGUCCUACAGUCAAAACUUUGAGUGACAAGUAGACAGUUUCUGGUCUGAAAUGCUCCUUUGCUUUGGGCUAACUGGCAAAUCCACUUUCUUUGUAGUACAUCAUCUACAUCUAGCAUGCAACUACAGCAUUCUUGCUGUGCUAAGGUGCAUGGUAUAAGAAUCUAAAUAGAAUAGAUUGCCUCCUCUGCAAGGAGAAGCUCACUUGUAUGCAAUCAGCUGAGACAUCUUGGCAAAGAAAACUGCCAAAGAAAAAUCUAGCACUGAGUUCCGCAGGACUCACUGAUAUUGAAAACAGAACGGCAAGUUAGUUCUAGGUUAGGUUUGCAGACUAAACAUGCAGCCAAAGUGUUUGCAGUGUGAGAAAUUUCGUGUGUAGCUUUUUCAUUUGAGGUGGAAGAGCAAAUUGCUAUUACAAAACUGUUAAUUAUCCAGAGGCUUAUAGCUAACUUGCAUGGAAAGAUUGCCUUACACAGUUUAGUUAGUGCUUUCAAACUUGACAGUCUAAACUUGCAUAUCAAGAUUGCUGUAAAGGCAUCUAAAUAAGUGGCCUGACAUUCAGAGCAGCUCCCACUGACUUCAGUGUCAGAGGAAAAUGUUUUUCCACAAAACUGACCAUAAGCAAUGGAAAACCACAAGCACACGCAAUAGUUCUACAAUGCUUUGUCCACAGAGCCCAUGACUGCUAUAUCCAUCCUGCUACUUUUUCCCAUCAGGUGCUGCGGGCUUUGUGUUUUAAAAAGGGGGUUAAAGAUCUCUUUGGACAUUGGUAGGAGCCAUCCCCAUGCCCUUUCUGCCAGUUAACUUCUCCUGGUCUCCCCUGUGGCCUGGAUGGUGGGCACGUGGCUCCUUUUUGUUUAGCUGCUCUGCAAAUCGCCUGCCAUAAGAUUGCUGUGGUGUGAGCUUAUUGUACGUAUCUGGUAAUGCCCAGCCUUCACCAGGCCUGGAAAUGGCCAGAGAGUCUAGACCAUUUUGAAUUGUACUUGUGCUACCAAUGUAUGUAACUUUCUUGAACCCUCUUGCUAAGUAUGGUAGUUCAUGCUGUGUUGUGCCUGGUCUGCUCUGACAAUCAUUAUUUGGAUAUCUUCUGAAAAGUCAUCUUGGGAUUUGUCAGGAUGUGUUUCCUUCCGGAGUUCCAUCAAUAACCAUUCCAAGACAGAUACAAUCACUGGAGUUCUUCGGAGUUCUGUCUGUUCUUGGGGCUCUGCAUCGCUUCACGGGGGUAAAUCUUAGUAGACAGUGAGGAGCCAGUAUCCCGUAAAAGCUGACGGGUAAAAUUGUUGGUUUGACUUAUGGGCAGAAUGCUCAAUAAUUGUAGCUGUCUGGUUAGAUGUAGUGAGGGGGUGAAUCGAUCAGCUUGUCUUGAUACAUUUUAAAUCAAGAUUUAAUAUGCUUUGUUUUGUUACAAAUCUUGUGGUUUUCCAUGUGGCAUCAGUUUAUUAUAGCAACCAUUCUUGCGUCUGUUU